AAAAAAAAAUCAAUUCAUCUUCAACUCAUCGUGAGCAUCACAAUUGACCUUGUUCACGACAAAGGACAAGGAUCCUCAGCUUCUGCUCCGAUUUUCCCCUUGAAGCAGCGAAUCACAGCCGCGCGUGGUCGUGUUCUCGCUUCUCAACACCAUUAAUGCAAGCCAUAACCUUGGCGCCUCUCGUGUCUACGUCGCGAUGCCAUUUUGAGGCCAAUCAAACGCUAUAGGACCGGCGCGUCCCCUAACAUGGCGGGCAGGAAUGGCUGGACUCAUUUCAGAUCAUGAGUGCGCUUCCCUCUGCCGUAAGAGUCGACCGUAGGCCUUGCUCAAAGAUGGUGCGUCUCCGUCUUUUACUUCGUCUGCAUCGUCCAUCGCAGGACUAGCAGUAUCUUCAUCAUGGCGACCGUCCUCCCUUUGAGGCUCCUCAGUCUGGCCAAUGGAGAGUUCUCCGUCAUCGAUCCGCGAGCGAGUAUGAUUUCCGAAUUCGAUAUUGUUUCUUACACCUGGGGAGAUCUGGUUGAGCCGUACAUGUGCGGUAUCCCCGGCGUGACCUGGAAGAUACCUCUCAGGCCGGAGAAACUGGCUGCUAUCAUGAGACUACUGGGCAGCAUAAGCUCUGAAACGAGGUACUUGUGGUGCGAUUGCGUCUGCCUGAACCAAGACGACAUGGACGAAAAGGCCGUUGAGAUCCCUCGGAUGUUCGACUAUUACAAAAGCGCUCGCAAAUGCCACAUCUUGCUCGACAUACCCUUGGUCUGGAACCCGCAGGAGAUUGUCGACAAUCUGAAAUUUCUAGACCACGUACUUGCUCAUAUGGGCGGUGCCGCGCUCGCUUCGGAGGCGAGGCUGACCCCCAAUGUGAUCAAUCGUCUGGCUCAAUGGGCAGGAAGGACAGAUUUUCCGCUUGAAAAAUCCAUCAUGCGAUCGGCUGCUGUAGACAUGGGUGUGCUUAAUUGUUAUGCCGCUUGCAUUCAUCAUGUCAAGUCACUUUUUGACAAUGACUACUUCAGCAGAGUGUGGACGUUUCAGGAGAUGAUUCUCGGCAAGAACAUCAUAUUGUGGGCAAACAACUCCGAACGCAUGGAUUACAUCGGUCAGCUCGAGACGUGGAUGGAUUUGGCGACAGAUUCCCGAGAUAAAGCGCACAAGCUAUUUCGUUGGAUCGACGAGUGUCGAGUGGUGAAUACGGGUUCAGUCAAUGCCAUCUUGAGGAUCAUAGCAGAAGAUGAGCUUGAUCUUGAGAGCUUGAAGACUCAAGUGAGAGGCAUCGGGGGAGCAAGGGCAGACAUCAUUACUGGCGGAGCUAUCUGGUGGCAAGACAAUUUCAAAGGCAUAAUGAACAUCUUCUCCGCAAUAUCACUAUCGCCUCGAAAGUGUCGGGAGAAGGCGGACAUCUUUCGAGGCCUUUUGGGAAUAUUUUGCGGUUUAUUCUCAGCCGACGAGGUGAAGAGAGAUCUGUCCGGAGAGGAUCUGGAUAUGAUAUCGUUCAAUUUCUUCAAGCAGUUAUCUCACAAGACUGGUGUCGCAUGGACCAAGCUUGCUGUCAGCAGUCGAGAGAGGGGCGAGUGGGAUUGGAUACCCGUAGUGGAAAAUCACAACGAUGUGAUGACCACAGACUGCUUCGCCGGAGUCAUCGAACUUGGGAGGCUGAAGCCCAAAGGUUUAGCCAAAGCUAUUGCCGACACUGGUAUCAAGGGCUCUCCGCGCACAUACAUGAAAUUGCGGCUCGAAAAGCAAGAAGGACCAUUCCAGUUCUACUUCAAAGGCUGUAACUGCGGAAAGUCAGUCAAAAAAUCCUUCUUUAAGUCUGAGCCGAUACCGACCAAUGAUCAGCCGAGAGAUGUGGUGAAAGACGAGACUGGUAGGGUGCUGGUGCAAAGCGCGACUAUUUUAGCGACCCUUAUGAGUCCUGGUUACGAUGUUGUCGAGUAUAGACGGAAGCUCCUGAAAACGUUUCAGCCUCACUGGAAUGUCAGCGAUCCCAGUGCUAAACCACCGAAUUGGAUCGAUCGGUGCGUAUCUGGUACGCCAUGGGAGAACCCGGAUUUGCGAUUUUUACGGACACAUAAUAUGUCAAUGAACUAUCGUAUGCUUGACAUAGAUACUGCCAGUUGCGGCUCCCGUCUUGCAAACGAAAGCACAGCAAAAAUAUCCUGUGAGGUGCACAUCAACUGCGGAUGCAUCAUUAUUGCGCCAUUCCCGUAUAUCUUCCAAGCUAUUUCCGCUGUUCAAGGAAGCUUCUUAGGACAGCUGAACGCAAGCAUUGAUAACGAUGACCGCAUCAUUCUGAAAGACGGAGUGGGUCUAAUACAAGUCGGAGAUGUGGGCAAGACAUUCCAUCUCGUAGCGUUCUCAGGCGACAACGACGCGCACAGAUCCUAUGCGUCCAGUUGUAGGAGCACGAAAGCCGACAAAGCGGUGGUUCCCAACCAAAUGCCCAUGUGGCCGACCGGGCGUGCUUUCGUGCGCGAAGACUUCUCACAUGGCCUCACUGAUGGCCUGAGGGACUACGGCUAUGUCCCUACAGGCGGGUCUGGAAAUCUGCUCAUAUGUAGGAAUACGCCUAUAGAUCAAUACAGGGUUAUAGGGGUAUGCAUCGAUGAGUACAUACACCACGAGAAGCAAAGGCGUGAAUAUUCACUCGGAAUUGCUGUGUAUCCGUAUUUGAAUCCUAAUAUUGAUGAGACAAUGACGGGAAUGCUCCAGUGCACUCAUGUCUAUGACAAUCGGCUAAACCAAAACUAUCUUGUAAAAGCCAACAGACCUGAAAACCUAGUCAUCGAACUGCGACCGUUACGAACUUUCUGGGUGAGGUCUGAACUUGCCACAGGCUUCGGAUAUAUCAGCUAUUGCUACUCGGCCAAGCAGAUCUUUUUCGAGGGCAAGGCAUCCUUGGUAGAAUCAAGAAAGGACAGUAUCCUAGUACCAAGCUCAUGGAAUGUCCAACUGAUCGAUCCCAGUUCGUCCUCACUCACGGAUCGUCCACAGACAAAUGCUGUGUCGUAUUAUCGCAUUCGUGUCUUUUUCGUAACCACCGAGAUGGGCCAGCUUGAUCUUCCCCGCAGCGUCACAUCCGUUCAGGCUCCAGCCAAGUCCAGAUCGUCAUAUCCCCACAACCAAUCCACGAACCGCCCGGAGUUCCGCCCCGAGCACGCUUUGUAUACUUCGGAACUCCUCUCAUACCGACCUAGUGGUUCCCGUCUUCUCCCCGUGCCGCAAUCAACCGCGCCAGCCCUAUGCUGA
Molecule: messenger RNA, 3243 nt
Organism: Pseudovirgaria hyperparasitica
Lineage: Eukaryota; Fungi; Ascomycota; Dothideomycetes; Acrospermales; Acrospermaceae
Exons: 3
Coding region: 397-3243 (948 amino acids)
Source: RefSeq, a predicted model, not a curated record